AUUUAUUACACCACACAAGGAAGUGUUCGUUCACAUAAAAUCCCUUAGGCUUGUCAGGAACUGAUCCCAGAUCAGGAAGUAGAGGCAAUUUUUUUUCUCUUCCUCCUGUGAGCAAUAAGGGCAGCUUCACACACACUGGCAGAGUUUGUCAGAACGGCUGGCAGGCAGGAGCAGCUCACACACACACGGCAGCCGGGACACAGGAGGGAUCCACCUGGAGCGGACGUCAGGCUACCUUGUUGAUCAACGAGGCUGGACAAUGAUUGAAAGCUCCAAAGAAUGACUGUCAUCUGCUGUUCUCUGGCUGCUUCUCUUAAAGGCACACUCUUCAGGUCCGACUUCAGGCUGUUGCCUUGGAGACCAGGCGUCGGCCAGAAUAAGGAGGCGAGACGAGGGAUUCCCAAAGACAGACAGACCUGAGAAAGACAGCAGCUAGGAGCGAUGGACCGCCAGCAGCACGCCAAAGUGGAACGCUUUCUCAAGUUGGGAUACGCUCACACCGACAUCCUCAGGGUGCUGGAGAGCCUGCACCACGACGCCCAGACCAACGACAUCCUGGAGGAGCUCAUCAAGACCUGCCACACUCGCAGCACCAGCGUACCCAACAGUCCCAAGCUGGUGCCCAGAGGCUGCAGCCCCAGCCCCGGCCUCAGCAAGGCCAGGACCGGCCCUGACAGAGAGUCGAACACAGGCUUCAGACCCGUGGUUAUAGACGGCAGCAACGUGGCCAUGAGCCAUGGUGACAAGAAGGUGUUUUCGUGCCAAGGCCUCCAGCUGGCGGUGAACUGGUUUUGGGACAAAGGGCUGCGUCACAUCACCGUGUUUGUGCCCCUGUGGAGGAAGGAGCAACCGCGGCCUGAGGCGCCCAUCACAGAUCAACAUAUUCUCCAUGAACUGGAGAGGAGAAAGAUCCUGGUGUACACACCGUCCCGCUGUGUCAACGGCAAGAGGGUGGUGUGUUAUGAUGACCGCUACAUCAUCAAGCUGGCAGUUGAAUAUGACGGAAUCAUCGUGUCCAACGACAACUACCGUGACCUGCAGACGGAGAAUCCCCAGUGGAAAAAGUUUAUUGAGGAGAGACUCCUAAUGUACACAUUUGCCAACGACAAGUUCAUGCCUCCGGAUGAUCCCCUGGGUAGAAACGGUCCCACCAUUGAUGACUUCCUCAGGAAGAAGCCAUGGACACAGGACAACAAGCAGCAGCACUGUCCAUAUGGAAAGAAAUGUACUUAUGGGAUAAAGUGCAAGUUCUACCAUCCAGAGAGGGUGAACCAGUCACAGCUGGCUGUAGCAGAUGAACUGAGGGCUCUGGCACAUCAACCUGAACACAGAUACACUCCACCCACCCCUCCUUACGGAAGCAGAGACGACCUGACUCACAGCGACCCUGCCAUCUGUUACAGGGAGAGCAGCAACCUGAGAAGCCAGCUAAACAAAAGUCCUCUUUUUUACCAGUACUCCAGCUCCGAUGCAGACGAGGCCUUCAGCUCCAUGGGUAGCUCCAUGUCCAGGCUCAGCAUCCAGGACCUGCCCUACAGCCUGGAGCCCCCUCUGACCAGCUACAGCAGCGGCAGAGGCAGCUACCAAAUGUCAGGCUCGUACGCCGGGAACAGCCUGAGGCUUUCACCCAAUGGACACAGUUACUACCCUCCCCAGAACGGCUCUAUGCCCUGUGAGAGUCACAUGUGCAGCCAGUGCAGGUGUGGCCACCAGAACCCGGCCAGCCAUCACCACCGCCAGCAGCAGCGCCAGCCGGCGUGGAGCUCCUGCCCCGCUGUGCCUGCACACAGCGGGGAGCAGACUUCUCAUUUCUCAGACAUGCAGUAUCAGCAUAGCCACAGCCUGUCCCGGGACCCCUGGGUGCAGCAGCCCAGCGCUCCCAUUAGCCAGAGCAGAAGCGUGUCCAGUGAGCAAAGGAACGGCCUGCGGAGUCAGCUGAGCACGCUCUUCCCUCAGAGCAUGGUGGAGCAGGUCCUGAACGCCAACCCCCACGUCUCAGAUAUGCUGGAACUGAUCGGACUCAUCCAGAGCUACCGGACCAGCAACAUGUCCUUCUAGGCUGCCAAACCUCUAUUGGUGCCUUCAAACUGAGCCCACACUGGAGUUCUCAUUCCGGAAAUAGUGAAACCAAAGUGAACAUUUCCAUCCAUCCAUUUUCCAACACCCUUGUCCGUUAGAGGGGUCAGGAGGACUGCUGAUGUCUAUCUCCAGCUAACGUUCCGGGCGAGAGGCGGGGUCACCCUGGACAGGUCACCAGUCUGUCACAGGUGAACAUUUCCUCAAGAGAAAUUUUAUUUGUUAUGAAAUGUGUCACACGCAUUAUUUUAAGCAUUAAGAAGGAAGUUGGUCUGAUAAAACUAAAAUGUCGGCUAUUCCUUUAUCCUAUUACAGAAGUGCAAUGCACUUAGCUCCAUUCCAGCUACUUAUUGUAGCGCUGACAAAUGUUUAUUAAAGCAACAUGUGUUGUUUUUUCAUGUUGCCUCAAAAUGAGGAACACUAAAGACUGUACUUUUGUAAAGACUGUCCCGAUAUUAACUGUGAAACAUUGUGGUUUUGUUGCACAUUUUGAAUAAAAACUUUGUUAAGAA
Messenger RNA from Xiphophorus hellerii (green swordtail), 2588 nucleotides. Its product is annotated as probable ribonuclease ZC3H12D. Gene Ontology annotation, molecular function: RNA endonuclease activity; mRNA binding; metal ion binding. Gene Ontology annotation, cellular component: cytoplasmic ribonucleoprotein granule; nucleus. Bases 442 to 2058 code for a protein of 538 amino acids. The record is from RefSeq and is a predicted model, not a curated record. Lineage: Eukaryota; Metazoa; Chordata; Actinopteri; Cyprinodontiformes; Poeciliidae. The transcript is spliced from 7 exons.